Molecule: messenger RNA, 4964 nt
Organism: Planococcus citri (citrus mealybug)
Lineage: Eukaryota; Metazoa; Arthropoda; Insecta; Hemiptera; Pseudococcidae
Product: protein toll-like
Exons: 6
Coding region: 348-3437 (1029 amino acids)
Biological process (GO): innate immune response; toll-like receptor signaling pathway; inflammatory response
Cellular component (GO): plasma membrane
Molecular function (GO): transmembrane signaling receptor activity; protein binding
Source: RefSeq, a predicted model, not a curated record
CGUUGAUGCUAAUUUUUUCUGGUACCAACGUAGGUUAUUACGAAGUAUAACGAGUAGUUGUCAAAAUUUAUUUGUACGGUUAAGAAGUUCACAAUGCGUAACGUUAAUUUUUAAGGCCUUUUAAAAGUCUUGUGCACGCGAUAAGAACGUUCGUCUUGGUAACAUUUUCUUCUCACACUGUGGUCUUGUGGUGUUAGUUACGUGUAAGUUUGGUGAUAGUGCCAAGGUCUGCCAUAAACAAGUGUCAUCAACAGAAACACGCAUGGGUGAUGCAUUUCAGCCAGAUUUCAUUUUAAAUGUGAUUCGACCAAAUUCUAAGGACUGCAGGGUAACUCGAUGACACCGUCAUGGGCCCAAUCGUCCAUCUAUGGUUUCUGUUCCUCUAUAUCUUGCCAAUUCCGUUGAGCUCUGCAGCAGAUCGACAAUGCAUCAAUACCGAAAAAUGCAGUUGUGUUCAAAACACGGUCGAAAAAAACGAAUAUUGGUGCGGAGGAGACCUGCAGUCGGUCAUGAUCGACGUACUACCCAAAGUAGGAAUGAAAAUAGUCUGCAACGGGUUCAACGAUUCGUCCUACUUGGAUUAUCUCAAAGGUAUCAAAAGUACACCGAAUCUGCAGCGAUUCUCACUCAAACAAUGCCCCGUACCGGAUAAAUCAUUCAAAGAGGUAUUCAAAAGCCUAUCCAUCGAAUCAGUCAACGAGGUUUGCUUCGAUUUAUCCCACACCAGGAAUACCAAAUUCAAAGCUUACCAUUUAGAGAAUCUCGACACUCUGGAGAAAUUAUACUUAUGGAAUAACAAUAUAACCGAAUUACCCGAAUCCAUAUUCAAAGAUCUGACCAACUUGAAACGAUUGUACUUGAGUGGGAAUCAUUUGCAGAAUUUGCCGACUAAAAUAUUCGAAAAAUUGGGUAAACUGCAAUGGCUCGAGCUUGGCAAUAACAACCUGAGUACAUUGGAUAGUGAAGUUUUACAAUACGUACCCAAUCUGAAGAACUUGAAUUUAUAUAAGAAUCGUUUAGAUAAUAUUUCAAAAUCGUUAUUCGCCUCGUUGACAAAAUUAACCUCGCUUGAUCUCAGCAGCAACAACAUAACGCGAUUGAAAGAUGGCAUCUUCGAUAGUCUAUCCAAUUUAGAGGAUUUAAACCUAAAUUAUAACAAUUUUACCAAACUUCCCGAUAAAUUAUUCGCUAAUAAUGGUAAACUGAAGUUCAUACGGUUGAUGGCUGCAUUCAGCAGUGAAAUUUCAUCGUUACCAGAAUCACUGUUUGCUCGUCUAACUAGACUUGAGACAGUAACCAUGGAUUCGAAUAGUUUGACGUCGUUACCUAAGGAUUUAUUCAAAGAAUGUAGCAGUUUGAAGAUGCUGUCGUUGAGGAAAAACUUGCUAAAGACGUUACCGGCUGGUUUAUUUCAAGAUACGAACAAUCUCGAAGAAUUAGAUCUCGGUUUUAAUAAUCUAGAAACGCUCGAUGAAAAUCUAUUCUCGCCGUUGAAAAAAUUAAAGAAAUUGAAACUGGAUCGAAAUCACUUGGCGAAAAUUCACAGCGACCUGUUUGGCAAUUUGGUCUUCCUAACGCAUUUGGAUUUGAGUCGAAACGAGUUAACAGAUUUUGAAGACAACACUUUCACUGAUUUGAAGAACCUGACGAAAAUUAAUCUCAGUCAUAAUAAGUUGACUAUGGAACGUUCGAUGAAAAUAGAAGUGUCUCCGUUCAACAAAUGUACCAAUUUGCAGUCGUUGAAUUUGACCAAUAAUUUGUUAACAAUGGUGUUUGAAGAUUGGCGUAACACGAUGACCAAACUGAAAACGCUGGAUCUCAGUUAUAACAAAUUGGAUAGUCUGACGAGUGCAGACUUCAUGUUCACAUCAGCGAACUACCCAAUCACGGUGAACUACAGCAACAACAAAAUACGAACCAUUAACUUAUACGCUCUAGAAUCUCACGUCCUAAGCCAAUGCGAUGGGUCACCCUGUACGGAAAAUUCUCUACGAAAUCGAGGCCUGUUAGAGUUCAACUUGGAAAACAAUCCGAUCAAAUGCGACUGCGACGCUUACCAUUUAGCUAAAUACUUCCAAAAGAAAAUGUCACCGGUGGUCAACAAGUUCGUCACUUUACUCCCCAAUCAAGUCAAGUGUGAUGAGCCCAACACCCUGAGAAAUAUUUCGCUCAGCGAGAUCGAUUUAAUGGAACUUAAAUGUCCAUUGAAAGAAAUUAGCGAAGCACGCAAUCAGUUCUGUCCGGAUAAUUGCAGCUGCUUUUAUCGUCCAGUCGACAAUACAUUUAUUGUUAAUUGUACGGCUACCGGUAUGGAGACGUUUCCAGAACGUGUUCCGUUCAUUGAAGGUUCUGGAGUUGAAUUGCUAUUGGCUGGAAAUCGUUUCAAGUCUAUCGAUGGUCUUUCAAAUCUAUCCAAGACGGCGAGUAUCACCAGACUGUCGUUGUCUUCCAAUAAACUGAGAAAUAUUGAUGAUUUCGUGCUGCCUCGUGGAUUAAAAGUUUUAGAGCUGGACAACAACGAGCUAUCCUAUCUGAGCAAUCGAACACUUAGGCAGCUAAAUUCGUCGGUAAACUUGACCACGAUAACUUUGCAUAAAAAUCCAUGGGAUUGCAACUGCGACACGAAAUAUUUGUUGAACUUCAUACGAAAUCAAUAUAAAAAGAUUCCCAACCAUCAAGAUAUCCAAUGCAGAGAGAACGGUCACUCAAUUAUCAACCUUACAGAAGACGACCUUUGUUACAUCUCGUUCACGAUUAUUCUAACUUGCAUAUCUUUGGCCAUAUUCGGACUACUGUCCGGCGCUGUGAUGGCCUUAUACUACAUGUACGAGCACGAGAUUAAAGUAUGGAUGUUCGCGCAUAAAAUCUGCCUAUGGUUGGUGGCCGAAAAGGAAAUAGAUAAGAAUAAACUAUACGACGCUUUCGUAAGCUUCUCGCAUAAAGAUCAAGAUUUCGUCGAUACUCAAUUAAUACCUCAUCUGGAGAAAAACGACGACCACAAUUACAAAUUAUGCGUCCACUACAGGGACUUCAAAGUGGGCGAAUUUAUUCCUAGUCAAAUCGUCAACUCUGUGGAAAACUCCAGACGUACGAUUAUAGUAUUGACUUCAAAUUUCUUGGAGAGUGUUUGGGGUCGAAUGGAAUUCCGAACGGCGCAUUUGAAAGCUAUCAAAGAAGGCUGUGCUAGGGUAAUUAUCGUAAUGCUCGAAGACGUCAGUAAUGAAAAACUCGAUCCCGAAUUAAAAGCUUAUAUUACGAUGAACACGUAUGUGAAAUGGGGCGACCCUUUAUUUUGGGAAAAACUCAAGUACGCUUUGCCUCAUCCUCAAGCUUAUACCAAGCAACGUACUUCUAAUGUUGCUCCUUUAAGCGCGUCCGAACUCAAGAAACAGGAAAAAAUCUUCAACAUGGAUGAAAUAAUUAAAAGUAAAGCUUGAGGAAUUGACUAUAUACGAAUUGUUAAACCGGUGAUUAUAACCUAAGCUAUUGUUCAAUACUCCCAAAGAGGUGUGGAGUGUCCGGUGAAAUUGUCGUGUGAUGAUUAUGAUACGAUGUGAUUUUUUUUCUACGUAUUUGUUGUUUUUUUAAAUGUUGAUUCGAGUGUCUAGUGUUGUGAGAUGUAAUAUGUGAUGUUUGAUGUUAAACCUGGUGGUACAUUGAGAAUUUUUUAAAAAUUUAUGGCAAUUUUUGAUCAGUUUAUAUACUAGAAGAGAGGCGAAUUUACUUUAACGUGAAUUUAAUGACAUAAAAAGUAUUAGGAAUUCCUGGUAUAUGAUCUCAUUCUUUCAAUUUUGUCAGCAUGUGCCACUGGUUGAACAUAUUUUACAUCCAUAAAACUUUUGUCUCGAUUACCUUUUACAAUGAAAUGGAAUUUCAUACUCAAAAUACUGAUCCGAGCUGAUGUUGUAUUAUUUUUGAACCAUAUUUGCAUAAAUCUAUCGACAGAUAAAAAAAAUUACAAUUUUAAAAAAAACAAAACCUCUGUUCUCAGAACAUUAAAACAAUAUGAAAAGUACAUGACUGCUUCAUAUGAAUAAUAAGUUGAUCUGUAAUUCUGUCAAGAGAGAAAAUUUAUACGUAACUUGUUGAACUCUGAAUGCAGUUCGGUACAGAGGUACGAUGUUAGUUAUAUAUAGUUAAUCAUUUUUUAAAAAAUAUCUAGUCUAUUGCCACUCCUGAUUCUGAAGAAUAUUUUAGUUUAUACAAUUAGAAGAACUCGUAAUUAUUAUUAUAAUUUUAUAAAACGAUCUUUUGCAACAUUUUCCACGAAGAAAGAAUUUUUUUUUAAAUUUAGGUAGGUAAAUAUUAAGUACAUACUCGUACUUUGCUGUAAUACUUAUUAUGCGCUGCAUUUAUAUUUUAAAUUCGAGUAAAAUACUUACUUACCUAUGCGUUAACUCUAAGCAUCUACUUAAUUUUAUUAUUGUUUAUUUUUAAAUGCACGUUGCCUAUAGUAGAUAGGAUUUAAAAAGAUGGCAUUACUCAUUCCUUUGCAGUAAUUUAAUAGUCAUCGUUAUAACCGUGUUUGGAAGUAAGAUGAUUUUGAUCUGUGAUCUCAGUGGAAAUGUUAUACUUAAUAAGAGUUACAAUUAUUUAUUAAACGGAUAAAAACUGUAAAAAAAAAUAUAUCUAGAAACUAUUCAGGUAGAUAGGUAUACUAUAAAGUAUAGUAUACCUAUAAAUAUAUUUUAAAUAACGUGCAUAAUUAUUAUACUUCUGGUGUAUUACUUAUGAUUUGUAUAAUGUUACCCAAGUUUCACGACUGUAACGUAAAAAUGUUUCAGCAGUCAGUGGAGUUAAACUUGGACUGAUUUUUUUUUUUUUGCAGAGUUCUUGUAAAAAUUUUCUAGAAUAUUCGUUUGCUCAUUAUGUUUAGAUUUCAGUAUCGUUAUGUCAUUAUGAUGAGAUUCCAAGAUGUGAUAUUUACAUUAUUUUUAAAUAAAUCGAUUUUCUCAAAACGAAAA